Prorocentrum cordatum is the source of this 642-nucleotide messenger RNA. The record is from the annotation of a GenBank genome assembly. Lineage: Eukaryota; Dinophyceae; Prorocentrales; Prorocentraceae.
AGGCCUCGGCACUCGUGGUCAAGGACCGCGUCUCCCCGGACGCCGUGGUGCUGAAUCUGCAGGCGGCCGAGCCGAAGUACUCCCGGCUGGGCGCGGCGCCGGAGGGCCCAGCGGCGCUCAGCUCCGGGCGGCCCGGCGCGUCAGCGCCCAGCCCCAGGUCCGACGGAGGCCGAAGAGGCAGCGUGCAGUCCGGACCUGCGAUCUGGGAGUCUCUGCUGGAGGCCAAGCUGGUCGGGAAGACCACGCGGAGGUUCUACCAGAGCUUCUCGUUCUCCUGGCCUGGCGCCAUUUGGGGCAUUGCGACCUCAGCGGUCUACGCCUACAUGGUCUACGCCCCUGACCCAGCGAUGUCGGGCGUCUUUGGCAAGACGGCCGUCGCAUUUUUCGCCAACGUGCUCCUGUUUGUCACGCUGUGCGGGAAUUUCGCAGUCUAUGGCUCCAAGUGGUUCCUGGAGGCCCCCAGGAGAGCAGCGGCGAAGCCUUCAGGGGGCGAAGGGCAUGCAGGGAGCCAAGAAGCACUCCCCGAAGACGUACUCCAACACCGACAAGCGUCUCUAUUGUUGCGAGGGACCAAUUGUGUGGAGGUUGAUCGAGUAUAUCAAUAAGCCGUUUACGUAUGUCAAACAUGUCUGGCCUGUGUGC